AUGGGCAGCACAGAGGUGGUGUUCCAGACUACCGAAUUGAUCCAACAGGUGUGUGGGAGGUUGCAGAUUGUGCAGAGCCGACGGAAGAGUUAUGCUGAUAGGCACCGAUCGUAUUUGGAGGUUCAAGUCGGGGACAUGGUACUCCUGAAGGUAUCUCCUUGGAAAGUUGUCAUCUGGUUAAGGAAGCGAGGAAAGCAGGGGCCCAUAUAUAUUGGCCCUUUCAAGGUUAUCGCCUGGGUGGACAGGGUUGCUUAUCGUUUGAAGUUACCCGAGGAGCUCAAUCAGAUUCACAUCACUUUUCAUGUCUCUCAGCUGUGGAAGUGCUUGGUCGAUGAUUCCAUAAUGGUUUCGUUAGAGGAAAUUCAUGUGGAUGAGUGCAUGAACUACAUAGAAAUACCGAUUGCGAUCCUCGAUAGGAAGACGAAGACUUUGCAAAACAAGGAAGUGGGUUUAUUAAAGGUGCAACGGCAGCACCAGAAAGGCUCAAAGUGGACAUGA
Molecule: messenger RNA, 498 nt
Organism: Lactuca sativa (garden lettuce)
Lineage: Eukaryota; Viridiplantae; Streptophyta; Magnoliopsida; Asterales; Asteraceae
Source: RefSeq, a predicted model, not a curated record